Rhizophagus irregularis DAOM 181602=DAOM 197198 is the source of this 1152-nucleotide messenger RNA. RefSeq lists its product as uncharacterized. The record is from RefSeq and is a predicted model, not a curated record. NCBI's taxonomy places the organism in Eukaryota, Fungi, Glomeromycota, Glomeromycetes, Glomerales, Glomeraceae. Gene Ontology annotation, molecular function: protein binding.
AAAUUAAGAAAACAUUUGAUGAUCAUUAUUAACUUUAUCCCGGAGAUACAGAUACCGCAUUAAUUAUUAAUUUAUUAAUUUACUACGCCGUGGCGCAGAAAUUUAUAAACUCAUGGUAUGAUAAAUUUAAUGAUUUAUUUAUCACUAAAUAGUAAAUUCAUCAAUUUGAGUAAUAUUUAUCUUUUCUUUUUUUUCUACCUUCCGUGAUGUCUCAAAAAAGUUCUUUACAUUAUUAUGAAGAUGGAGAUGUCAUUUUAAUCGUACAAGAUACCGCCUUUUGUCUUCAUCAGAAUUACUUGUCCAUGGCAUCAAAAGUAUUUCGUGACAUGUUCUCCUGUGCUACUUCGUACAUGGCGGAUGAAUUACAUGAACUACCCCGUAUAAAUAUUACGGAUACUUCAUCUUUGGCCUUUGAGAAUUUCUUAUCAUUUAUUUAUCCGCAAAAAUUUGUUUCAAUCACGUGGGAUAAUAUUGAAGAAUUUUGUCGAAUUGGCGAUAAAUAUGAAUUCAGUUCUGUUCUGGAAGCCGCAGAAAAAUUCUUGGAAUCUCAUUUUCAUGAAAAUCCUCUACUUUCUUUGAUAUUAUCUGAUCGAUAUUAUUUUAAUAUCGUUUAUAAAGAAUCAUCAAAAUUGGUCUUAAAUGAACUUCAAAAAUAUCGUCAAAAUUCUCAAUUUCUUUUACUCUCGUACAAGACAAAAUCUGCUAUAUUUGAGAGGUAUCUCGAUUUCACCAUUUCUAUCACAACAAUUCGUUCUUUAAAACAGCGUAAAAAUUUUAAACAUCAUUCUUUAUGUUCUCUCACAAAACAUGACCAAGAAAUUAAUAAAUGGUAUGAAACUUUUUUUGAAAAAUAUGAAAUGUUGAAUAAUACUAAUAAUAAUAAUAUUAUGUUAUCACCAUCAAAAUCAAUAAGCAUCAUAAUAAAAUGUUUGAUGGAAUUUUGGAGUGAUUAUAUUAACGGUACUUGGAGUGAAUGUGAUUAUAGAUUUUUCAAUGAUUAUUUGGCUGAACAAUUUGUUAGUCAUUUUGGGAAUUUUGAACCAUUAAAAUAUGAAAAAUCAAAAAAAGAUGCUGAGCAUUAUAUGUUCAUAGAAUUGAAAGAUUAGAUUGGAUUAGCUUGGAGAAUUUCUUGGAAUAUUUUUUUUUUUUUUU